Molecule: messenger RNA, 2547 nt
Organism: Mollisia scopiformis
Lineage: Eukaryota; Fungi; Ascomycota; Leotiomycetes; Helotiales; Mollisiaceae
Exons: 5
Coding region: 1-2547 (848 amino acids)
Biological process (GO): regulation of DNA-templated transcription
Source: RefSeq, a predicted model, not a curated record
AUGUCCGGCCUCGAGGUUAUCGGCUCUGUCGCGAGCGUCCUACAAUUAGCCGCCACAAUCUAUAGCAUUUCGAAGACUCUUUACGAAGUCGGCGAUGCAUUAUCCAAUGCUUCAUCGGAUAUCAAAGACCUAGCUGGAGAUUUGGAGACAUUUUCCCAAGAACUCGAAUUAUUAUCUACCCUUCUCGAUGGCAAAAGCACCCACUAUUCUGAUCAAGUCUAUCGACUCACUGCUAAGAUCAUUGGGGAUUGUGCAAUGAUAUGUGAGAAGAUUAAUCGCGUUCUAAAGAAGUUACGAAGCAGGAGUGUUUGGGCCAAAAUGAAAUGGCUAUACAAGGAGAAAGAGAUUGAAAAGCUUCGGGCAAGGCUGAGAGAUCUCAAACUAAGCUUGAUGAUCAUCCUCAGCCAUUUCAGUAUCCUCAAGGCUGAUCGAAUGAUGGAUGCCAUGGGUAUAGGAAGCUCGAGUUUAUUGGAGGGGCCCAGAAAUGAAGCUGCUGCAAAGGAGACUGUCAAGGAUUUAGAGAAAGCAAGAAAGAAGCUUGCAGGCAUUACAAUGGAUCAGAAUCAAACUACUGUGGCACCUAGCAGAAGCACGAGUACUCAGUUCUCUUGGUUGCAGGAAUCUUCAGAAUCGACGACGGCGGCUUCUAAUGCUCUUUCUAAGAGUUCUCUGAGGGCAAGUUCGACUGCUCUCUCAGAACUUGAUCCCGAAAGCCCUCCACCAACCCCAGGACCUCAAAUACCAUGUUUUGCCGUCCCAUCUGAGGACUUCUCAGAAGUCAAGGCAAUUAUGAUGAAUAGUGCCGCCAUGUAUUCCGUGCAGUCUUUCCAAACGGCAGCUUCUCGAUUCGAAUACGACGAAUGCGAUGAUAAUUCCGAGAGACAUCACUUUCAAGAAGUCCCUAUCAACAGCCCUUUUAGAUCGGAAACAGGUCCACGCUAUCAGGGUUGGAAUGAAGAUAAGACAGCAUCAGAGCCUGCGGCUGAUUUGCCUAGCAAAAAAACGCCAGUUACUGGACUUUUGAACCAACCAACGAAAGAUUGCCAAAGGUCUUUUCAUCGACCAGAUCUCUUAGCCAGGCAUUUGCACCGACACUGGAGUCCAAGGAGUCGUGCAUCAUCAAGUGCAUCAGAGAGUAGGACGCCUUCUCUGAAAGUGGAUCUAUCUUCCAUGGGAGCCUAUUCCUCUGGGCCACAAGAAUUUUCCGACGCAUUGACGCCCCCCGGGUUUUGGAACUUUGUAGAGCCAUUAGCAACUUCUAGUAAUUUCCGUGCCAUCAAUUUCCAGGGCUCGGCAGAUUCAAAGAGAACUGCUAGCCAAGCUCAACUACCAGAAUCAGAUUUGGAUCUCGCCCCAUCUUGUAGAGCAGAGUCAUCGCGAAUGCUCGAUCUAAUGACGACCCCGAAUUCGCUCGGGUCAUCAAGUCAAUCCGGAAUCGCCGAAUCGUAUGCGGAGGGAGGGAUGAACUACACCACGACCCAGCAGCUCCCACUUCUUAGUAUUUCAGAGGAUAAUUGGAACACUAGCCAAUCUUGCAAUAAUUCAUCAUGCUGCUCAUCGACGUCAAGUCCUGAUCACUCUCCUGAGUCUGAUACUUCUCCCCGGAUGUCUACCCCUGUCUCGGCUCGAGCACAUCUAUUGAGUAUCCCUACAUCAAUGGUCGACUCUGAUUCCCAUAAGACUUUUCAUCACUCAUCAAAUGGAAAUAUGCAUAUAGCAGGCUAUAGUGGAUUUGACGCGGCUGAACCAACGUCCGGGCACCUUCGUUCUGAGCAAUUAUCCCAACUCUGGUGGCGAGCAUCCGCAAAGCUUGAGGAGAAUGAUCCUUUUCUUUCAACCGCUCUAAACGUGGCAUGGGAAGCAUAUAUUACUAUGGGAUCCAUGAUUCACAAACUUUCUCGGGUAUCUCUCACUAUCACACUCGCAACAAUGAGUUCGAUAAAGCGGAUACAUGGUCUCAUGAAAAUGAUACAAGAUGUAUUGCAGAGCAAGACUGGAGCUUGUGUCUGGGUCUAUCUCUCAAAAGCUCUCGAUAUUCUUUGUCAACAUACGGAUAUAAACCAAUAUACCGAUAUCUUGGAGUCACUCGCAGACGUCGUUGCUUUGAUCGCAAGAUAUAACGUGAUGGAAAGCAUGUAUCAACAAUUGCCUGGUAUGGAUCUCGAACCAGAUUAUGAGGAUGCACUUGUAUCUCUGUGCACUCAUGUGCUUGAGUAUCUCGGCCAAGUCAUAACUUUGUCAUUGGAAACGGGCCAGCAUGCUUCGAUGUCAGAAAUCUUGACGCAAACCAUAAAUAAGAUCAACCAAGCAGAUACAAACUGCCGGCAAUUUACAGUCACUUUCAUGGACACGGCUUUAGAUCGGGAUAUCAAAGAUGUGUCGGACGAGGACUCUGAUUCUGACAGCGCCAAUUGCGAACCUCGAGGUACCAAGAGAGGAUUCGAAGAGAUCUCCGUAGCCAUUGUUCAUGCACGUAGUACACAGGCUGAGAUGUCGGGCAGUGCUUCACUAGAAUUUCAAGAAAUGGGAAAGCGGCCAAGGGUUUGA